AUUCGCUUUCUUUCACGAGCAGCGAAAAGUUGUGCCAGAGAUAAAAACAUUCCAGCGACUCCAUUUCCAAGGUAAUGCAGCAGUUGUUGCCAGGGUAGUGUAGAGAAAAAUCGGUAGCAAAACCGUUCGCCAACAACAUUGCGGACAGUAUUCUGAGGAAGGGGUGAACACACAAUUUCACAACAAAAGGCGGCGGUCAAGUUUUUCCAGAGUUUUCAGAUACAUCGUAAAACGCACACAUACACAAACGUUCAUCACACAGCAGCCACGAGUGGAGUAGCAUAGCAGUUUUUUUGUACGUGUGUUGUUCGGUGGUGCAAAUUCGUUCGGGAAAAAAAGGAAAACGCAAAAAUGGUUGUCAUCGCCAAAUCGUCAGCUAAGAAGGGCGAAAAGUCCAUCCUGCCGCUGGUCCAUCCAGUUCCGGACGCGAACGCCACACCGACCGCCCCGGCCGAAGAUGGCAACAACUCGACCGCAUCGAACAUCAUUCUUCUGCGCCGCGGCCGUCAGCUGAAGCCGGCAACGGCAGCCAUCCUGCUGCUGGUGGCACUGCUCGGCUUUUCCAUCGGUACGAUCGGCGGUCUGUUCUACUACCGUCAGUACGCGCAGGCCCGCAACCACAUGCGCUACCACGGUUUCUGCAAGAUCCCGUACGAUGCCAGCAACUUCGAAUCGCUGUACCGCUCGAUGAAUGCCGACCGUGACAUGGAGAUUCUGCGCCAGUUCAACAUGUUCCAGAUGCCGAAAUCGCUCAACCAGGAGCAGGCGGCCCUCUCGGACGAUUCACAGUCGAACGAGAACGGCAGCAACGGUAACGACAACAACGAUGACUUCUUCCGCGAAGAGUUCGAGCUGGGAUUGUCGGACGAGGAGAACUACUCGAAGAUCGAUGUGCCGGUGUUCCGGGGCCAGCGUCCGGCUCGCUUCCUGCACGACUUUACCUUCAACCAGUCCGGCAUCAUCGACACUGCGGCCCGGCGUUGCUUCAUCAUGCCGCUCGAUCGUGAAACGGUCCUGCCACCCCAGUCGUUGCGCGAUCUGGUGAUGAAGAUGCAGCUGGGCUACUACAACAUCGAUACGAGCGUGCUGAAGAAGACGAUGCGUGUCGUGCUGCCGGAGCUGACCGAUUUCACGGAUGUUUCGCCCCGCGUCACGAAGGAGUGCGUCGACAUGAAGAUCUACCAGCUGGAGAAGAUUGUCAGUGGAGUGUACAAGCGUUCCACGGAUAUUCAGGAGCGCGCCAAAUUUGCCGAGUUUGGCGGAAACCACAUCUCGCUCAUCGACAUCGCCAACCUCGAAGAGCUGAACGAAUAGAAAAGCGGUGGCAGUAGCAGGCAGGACGCGGUGUAUUGGAAAUGUGCAGAGAAUGGUAGGCAAUGACGGGUGGAUUGUUCCGGAGUACCGAGGACGCAGACGUGAUGUUCCUAGCUGGGGUUUUUUUUCGUUUUUGUUUUAGGCUUUAUGAAGUGAAUGGCAUGAAUUAAUACAAGUAUUAAGCUACUGGUUUCGGUCGUCGGUGCGGUGCGGAAAAGCGGACGCGAUGCGAGUUUUUAUGAUAAUUCAAAAGUAUUGAGUGUUGUUUAAGAUAGUCGGCGCAGCAGGACGGAAAGAAAUAAGAACCAUCUCAUGAUGAGCACAGUAAUAAUGCGUUAGAACAUCAAACAAUAUAGCUUUACUCUAUCAUGUCAUGUUUUCCCACUUUUAUCUACCAAAUCCACCGGAGCGCGAUUGUGUGAAAGGUCUUUUAAAACCCGCUCGAAAUAAUAUCUUACCUUCUGAAGGAGUUUUUGGUUUUCCCUCUAAUAAUGACGACCUUAUUGUAGAGUUUCAAUUCUAAAAUCCAUCUUAGGCGCACCAAAUAGCGAUACUAACGUUGUGUGUGACUAACAUUACUGGCUAAUGCGGGUUUUAUGUUUGUGUUGUAUUCGAUUUUCUUACAUUUGUGUGUCUACACAAGCACUUUGGAUGGUGUUUGUCAGUAUUUCUAUUUCUUAUGGUUUUUGUACUCUAUUUGAAAAAAAAAGUUCGGUUGGAUCUUUUAACAAUAACGAUAGUGCCGCGUUCUCCCCGUCCUAUCACACCUCCACACCUCACUUCCACACACAGACAGAUCGAUGCGCCAUUUUCUACACCCUUCAUACGAUGCACAAAAUGUGAUUUUCUCAUUGCUGUUGAUAUCCUCGUUCCCGGCCCGUUUCCCUCCAAUCGCAAAUAGUUCGCUUUUGGGGCACUUUAGGAAGCAUCAAACGACAUAGACACACAUUCCUUGACUCUGUACAACCUGAAGCAAACUCACGCUACACCUAGCCGUGUGUGUGUGUGUUUGGGCCUAAGGGCACGCAAAAAUUACAGACACAAUAUUAGAAGUUUUUAUUACGAUUUAACAAGGAAACUCCCUGCAAUCCUCCCUUUUCUUACUGUUACUACUACACAGCAGCGCGAAUAAGAGAGAGAGAGAGAGGAGAGUACAUUAUUUUGCAACAGCAGAAUAAAAAAAAAGGAUAAAAAGACAGAGGAAGGCAGAACACAACACAAUGAGCAACAAAUAAUUAUGUUUAUUGGAAUUGUAAAGAAUAAAACAUUAUUAGUAAAUAGA
Molecule: messenger RNA, 2596 nt
Organism: Anopheles stephensi (Asian malaria mosquito)
Lineage: Eukaryota; Metazoa; Arthropoda; Insecta; Diptera; Culicidae
Product: integral membrane protein 2A
Exons: 4
Coding region: 352-1314 (320 amino acids)
Biological process (GO): negative regulation of amyloid precursor protein biosynthetic process
Cellular component (GO): Golgi apparatus; plasma membrane; extracellular exosome
Molecular function (GO): amyloid-beta binding
Source: RefSeq, a predicted model, not a curated record